This is a messenger RNA of Fusarium musae, 681 nucleotides long. RefSeq lists its product as uncharacterized. The transcript has 2 exons. Lineage: Eukaryota; Fungi; Ascomycota; Sordariomycetes; Hypocreales; Nectriaceae. The coding region runs from base 1 to 681 and encodes 226 amino acids. The record is from RefSeq and is a predicted model, not a curated record.
AUGUCUGCUGUCGCCAUUUUGGCAUAUCUAGCAGCGGCUUCAUGGGGUGUUGCUGUUAUUGUUCUCCUAGGCAUUAUGCAUGACUGGUGGGGUCUUGGGGUUGUUCUCAUGUUGAUGGUUGCACGACUAGCCAAUGUGAUUGUUAUUCGUCGCAGAGCAGAGCCUGGGUGGUUCGGUGCCAAAGAACCCGGCAAGAUGGGCGAUCUUCUAGUCCUUCUCAGCCAAGACCGCUGGGUCAGGAUCCAAGGCGCUGUCGACCACUUAAAGGCUGUGACUUCAGGUCAAUGGCUUCGAGAUCAGUCUAUGAGGGAAAGCUGGGUUGCAGCUUUCGCCACCAUCGUCGUCUAUCUCGCGGCAGCAUUUGUCAGUAACGCGACGCAGUUUGGCAAGAUCUUGAUACUGGCCCUUCUGGGUGGCUCUGCGGCUCUCUUGGCCGUAUCAAACUCCUUGACAGACAAACUAUUAAUGCACGGCUAUGUCUUGCAGUUGGCGGGUGGAGAACCUAAAAGUAUGAAAGGCGUACAAUUCUUGCUGAUGAAUUGGUUAAAGAAAUGCGCCGGACGAUUGGGCUAUCAGUAUGGGUUUGAUUCCAAGGAGAUCCAAAUCAGACGGAACUACAGAAACGCCCGUAAUAAUAUACCACCCUACGACUACUAUACCCUUCCCAAGCCCUUUGAUUGA